Raphanus sativus (radish) is the source of this 1575-nucleotide messenger RNA. Its product is annotated as disease resistance protein SUMM2-like. The transcript has a single exon. Gene Ontology annotation, molecular function: protein binding. The record is from RefSeq and is a predicted model, not a curated record. The coding region runs from base 1 to 1575 and encodes 524 amino acids. NCBI's taxonomy places the organism in Eukaryota, Viridiplantae, Streptophyta, Magnoliopsida, Brassicales, Brassicaceae.
AUGGCAUGCAAAAGAACGGAACAAGAAUGGCGUACUGCUAUUAACGUUUUGAGUUCAGAGUUUUCUGGCAUGGAAGACCAAGUUCUCUCGAUCUUGAAGUAUAGCUACGAUCAUUUAAACAUGGAACAGGUGAAAUCAUGCUUCCUGUAUUGCUCUUUGUUUCCUGAAGAUUACCGUAUGGAGAAAGAGAGGUUGAUAGACUACUGGAUAUGUGAGGGGUUCCUAGAUGAGAACGGGAGUAGAGAAAUAGCAUUAAGCCGAGGCUAUGAGAUCAUUGGUAUACUUGUCCGUGCAUGUUUGCUGCUAGAGGAAGCAAUCAAUAAAGAACAAGUGAAGAUGCAUGACGUGGUCCGGGAGAUGGCUCUCUGGAUAUCAUCUGAUCUUGGGAAGGAUAAAGAGAAAUGUGUUGUGCAAGCAAGAGGCGGGUUACGCGAGAUACCAAGAAUCAAGAACUGGAGUGGCGUGACAAGGAUGUCCCUCAUGGAAAAUGAGAUUGAGAUGGUCUCUGGCAGCCCUGAGUGCUCGAAACUCGCAACUCUCUUCCUUCAGAAAAACGAUUCGCUGAUACAUAUCUCGGCUGAUUUCUUCCGGUGUAUCCCAAUGCUCGUUGUCCUGGAUCUUUCAGGGAACUCAAGUCUCCGGAAAUUGCCGGAACAAGUAUCAGAGCUGGUCUCCUUACGCUAUCUUGACUUGUCAUGGACAUACAUAAGGCGGCUACCUCUCGGCUUGCAAGAGUUGAAAAAGCUCAUACAUUUGAGGCUGGACUACAUGAAGAGACUCAAGAGUGUUUCAGGGGUAUCAAAACUGUCUAGUUUGAGGAAACUGCAAAUACUAGAGUCUAAAAUGUCGCUAGACAUGAGCUUAAUGGAGGAGUUGCAGCUCUUGGAGCAUUUACAGGUUCUUAACAUAAGUAUCAAGUCAAGUUUGGUUGUGGAGAAGUUGUUAUAUGCUCCCAGGUUGGUGAAAUGUCUUCAAAUUUUAGUACUUAGAGGGCUUGAGGAAGAAGAAUCAGCUAGAGUGUUGGCUUUGCCAUGUAUGGAUAGUCUCCGUAAAGUCAUCAUAAGGAAGUGUGGAAUGUGGGAGAUAAAGGCAGAGAGGAAGACUUUAUCAUUAACUCAAGGCUUCCAAAACCUCUCUAGUGUGCAUAUUAGUAGCUGCAGUGGUCUGAAGGAUUUAACGUGGCUGUUGCAUGCUCCAAACCUUACUAGUCUCAUGGUUCUAGACUCAGAAGUAGUAGAAGAAAUAAUAAGCCGGGAGAAAGCUAUGAGCGUUAAUAUCAUUCCUUUCAAGAAACUAGAGAGUCUGCGCUUACAUAAUCUAGCUACGUUGAAGAGCAUAUAUUGGGUGCCUCUGUCUUUUCCAUGUCUAAAGACGAUCCACGUAACAGAGUGUCCGGAGCUGAGGAAGCUUCCGUUGGAUUCUCAAAGUGUCGUUAGGGUUGAAGAGUUUGUUAUUAAAUACAAAGAGGAAGAAUGGUUUGAAAGGGUUGAAUGGGAUGAUGAAGCCACUAGACUCCGUUUCUUACCUUUCUUCAAGUUCUUUGGACCUGAAUGGCAUGUUACCUUUGUGCGGUAG